UUGUGCGCAAAAGCCGAACGAUCGAAUCGAUUGAACCAGGUCUAUAUAGAUAACGAUACUCCUUGGACGAACGGCGUGAAGUCGAUAGCAUCGUUGCGAGCGAGCGAGCGAGCGGUGGUCGAUAACCGAUGUUAGGCAUCGGUCUCUUCGACGCGAGAAAUUGAACUUCGAUAUCUGCGGAAUAAUUCAUCGACGGGGGAACACGAGGAGAGAUAGAUAUAUCGGCGCGAGUGCGCGGCACGCGGUAAAUUUGUUGAUCCUCUGCAAGGCGGUCGGCGCGGGCUGAAAUUGUGCGUGAUCCUUCGCGUGAUGUUUCUUGGCGCGGCGUUGCGCUUGAAAUUAUGCAACGAAAGUCCACCAUUUUGACGAGAUACGGACGAUAUUAUGCGAGGUAGUCCAGGUAUGCCGCGGUGGCGUUAAAACGGUGUUGUUGCAUCGAGCGUCGUUCCUCUGAGAGAAAAGUAACAAUACACACGCACACAUACACGAUAAACAGCGUCAAUGCCGUGGCGUUGAGCCCGCCUGAUAUGGAGAGCAACAACAAGCAAUCGUCGCCGUUGAACAGCUCGAUGAAAGCGAGCAUGUUGGAGGACAGCAAAGACAGCAAAGACAUGCAACUGGUAUUGGCGAAAAUGAUGGAAGAGAAACACACGUUCACGUAUAAGAAACUUGUCGUGCCGAUGUCGAUGAGGAGUAUUUAUUGGAAAUUCUUUGGGUUUCCAGCCACGGACGAUGGUGAUAUCCUCACCAAGGUGAAGAUUGUAUGUAUACUGUGCAAGACCCAGAUUGCGUACAAUCGCAAUACGAGUAAUCUGCGUAUGCAUCUGCAGAACAAGCAUGCCCAAGAGCUGCUGGAACUCGAGCUGACCAAUCCACCGCGUAAACAGGGGCAAGUUGUCCCUCAGGAGACCAAGGAGCGCAGGCUGCAGAAAAGACUGCUGAAGGGUCUCAGUCCGGCGCAACAUAUUUACACCACCAACGUGGACGGCACCGUUCAAAUAGACGGUGACAUACAAUUUGUCACGGAUCCUAAUAUCAAUCUGUCCAAUAUUGAGGAUGACAUCACUAUCGGCCAACCACUGAGAAUGAUGAUCAAGGAUGGACCCAGCAACAAUAAUCAGAACGUAGCUUUCCUCAUGUCGGAGGACAAUGGCACCAGCCAGUCCAGCAUAGACGGAAAGACCGUGUCGGAUGCUAUAGCUGAGUUCAUCAUAAUGGACCUGCAGUUGCCGGAAGUUGUGGAAGGUCGUGGUUUCCAGAGACUGGUGGCUACUUUACGUUCACCUUGUGAGAUCCCCAGUAAGAACAAAUUGGAGGAGGAGAUCAUACCAAAGAUAUACGACACCUUCCGGGACUCUGUGUUAGAAGUGCUGUCGGAGAUUACCUCGGAUGUAGGAAUGACGAUCGAGGAGUGGAAAUCGAUCUCGGACGAGAGCUUCAUCACAGUGUCGAUUUAUUAUCAGAAUCCCGGCGAGGCGGCCUUGGAGUGCAAAGUCUUGAGUACCAUUCACGCGCCGUUGGACUGGGACGAGUCCCAGUGGGGUAAUAUUUUGGAUCUACUGCUGUUCGAAUGGCAGAUCAAGAUCGAGAGGAUAACAGCGGUGGUCGUCAGCACCUCGAGAGUAGAAUUACACAACGCAUUGAGGAGCCGUAAUGUGACUGUAGUGCCAUGUUUGCUCUAUUCUUUACAAGUAUGCGCGCAGGCUUGUUUCGAGGAUGCCGAAGUAGCUGCGAUAUUGUCCAAAUGCCGAGCGGUCAUUGGAAUGAUUAUAAGUCAUCCAGCCGCGUUUGCGACGUUAAGCAUGCAAGAACAAAUGUCAGAGCAACUGGAGGAGAACACAAUGCAGAUAGAUUACCCCACCGUUUGGAUGUCGACGUACACGAUGCUGGAACAAAUGGUUGCGCGUCGUAACAUAAUCACAUCCAUCUUGGAAAGUAUAGAAGGUAUAGAUCAGGAAGUAUUUGAGCUCACCGGCGAACAAUGGAAGAUCAUGCAGGAUCUCGUGAAUGCUCUGAAACCAUUCAAAGUUACCAUUAUGACGUUGAGCGAGGAAAAAAUGCCUCUGAUAUCGUUGCUGAAGCCUUUACUUUGGCAACUCGUGUCGUCGCAUCUCAAAGUGAAGAACACCGACAAUGAUGUCGCCAAAACGUUCAAAGAAUCCUUGUCGAACAUGUUAUGCGAACGAUAUUCCAGUAACGACAUCUCGUUACUACUGCAAAUUGCAACUACUUUGGAUCCGAGAUUCAAACAAUUGCCUUAUGCCACGGAGGAGGAUAAAAAGAUGGUCGCUAACCCUAUAAAGGAAAUGCUGACGAAGCUGAUUCAGGAGGAAUCCGGGGAAAACGGUUCUGUAAGGGUCCAAAAUGAACCACCAAGUAAAAGACCCAAAUCAGGAGGCAUGAUGGAGUAUUUUCUCGGUAACUAUUGCAUUACGAAGAACGGAGUACCCGCGGAGAAGAAAGCGGAUCUGGAGAUUGUCCAAUAUCAUUCGGAAUCGACGGCACCUCUAGACUGCUGUCCAUUGCAAUGGUGGGCCAAGGUGUCCGCAAAGUGUCCAAAUCUCGGGAAACUAGCGAGCAGGUAUCACUGCGUACCUGCCUGCUGUGCACCGCCGACACGGAUACCGGCGGACGUGCAGAUCCUGUACGACUCUAGGCGAGCCGCGAUACCACCUCAUUUAAUCGACAAACUCCUCUUCCUACAUGGUAAUCACACGGUGUGAAGAGGGUUUUUUUUUUUUUUACUUAUUCUUUACCUUAUCCAUCCUCUACGAGAAACUGUUCGAAAGAGUGCGUGCUGUGUAUGUGUAUAUGUGUCCAGUAAAAUAUGAAGUAUCUUCAUGAGGAAUAGAAACAAACUCGCAUUAUAAUAUAAUACGGGAUUCGAGUAAUGUGCACGCACGCGAAGGAGAACUCUGUGUAUAGAUGUAUAAUACGAGAAUUAAGUCAUAUAAUGUGUCGUGUGUGUGUGUGUGUGUGUGUGUGUGUGGUGUGUGUGUGUGUGUGUGUGUGCGCGCGCGCGCGCGUGUGUAUGCGUAUAUCGCAUAAGUAUAACAAAUUUGAAAUAUGUUUUCAAUCGUAUGUAUUUCGUUGAUUACAGUUACAGAUUUGAUACAGAUACUAAAUUGUGAUUGACAAAGCGUAUAUUGAAAACAUCUUAGGGUUGUACAUUUGGAUUACUUUAAUAAAAAUAUUAGUUCAGUUUUA
Molecule: messenger RNA, 3207 nt
Organism: Dinoponera quadriceps
Lineage: Eukaryota; Metazoa; Arthropoda; Insecta; Hymenoptera; Formicidae
Gene: Dref
Product: zinc finger BED domain-containing protein 1
Exons: 4
Coding region: 528-2723 (731 amino acids)
Molecular function (GO): protein dimerization activity; DNA binding
Source: RefSeq, a predicted model, not a curated record